AUUAUUAUAUGGAUACAAAAAGAAACGAGCUUCGGGUUUUCUUGUGAAAAAUAUCGACUUUCUGUGUGCAAUUUGGUGUGAAAAGUCUCUUCUGUAUUUUCUUUGAUAAGAACUAUGGACGCUUUUGCUUCUUUCUUCGAUUCCCAGACUGGUUGCAGAAACCGAUGGAGUUACGACUCGCUCAAGAAUUUGGGUCACAUCUCUCCGCACGUCCAGGCCCAUCUCAAACGGGUUUAUCUUACAUUAUGUUGCACUCUGGUCGCUGCUGCCGUUGGGUCUUACCUUCAUAUUCUUUGGAACAUCGGUGGCAUGCUGACAACUCUUGCCAGCAUAGGAUGUAUUUUCUGGGUGCUCGCCAUUCCUCCUUAUGAAGAGCAAAAGAGGGUUGGAAUAUUGAUGGCGUCUUCUGUUUUCCAAGGAGCUUCUAUUGGUCCGUUGAUUGAUCUAGCCAUCCAGAUUGACCAAAGUAUUCUUGUCAGCGCGUUUGUGGGUACUGCACUGGCAUUUGCUUGUUUCUCAGGAGCAGCUGUGUUGGCAAAACGUAGAGAAUACCUUUAUCUCGGUGGCUUGCUCUCUUCUGGUGUGUCCAUGCUUCUCUGGUUGCAUUUCGCAUCUUCCAUCUUCGGAGGAUCUGCAGCCAUUUUUAAGUUUGAGUUGUAUUUUGGUCUUUUGGUGUUUGUGGGCUACAUGGUAGUGGACACUCAGGACAUCAUUGAGAAGGCGCACAUGGGUGAUAUGGACUAUGUCAAGCAUGCCUUGACCCUUUUCACCGACUUCGUUGCUGUCUUUGUUCGAAUUCUUAUCAUCAUGUUGAAGAACUCAUCCGAUAAGAAUGAGAAGAAGAAGAAGAGAAGAGAUUAGAUUUUAGAUUAUACUUGGGUGUAAGCAGCCUUAACGGAUCUUAUGUGUAUAACUUUUAUUUUUCUUCUCUUUAAUCUGAGAAAACAGAAACUGCAGGAACAAGAAAAAUAUUGUAAACACUUGGACCAUGUACUAUUUUUUGUUUUGUUUUGCUAAUGUUUUUACGUGUGGAUGUAAAUCUGAAAUAAUGACACUUGUUUCUUUGCUCAA
Molecule: messenger RNA, 1071 nt
Organism: Humulus lupulus (European hop)
Lineage: Eukaryota; Viridiplantae; Streptophyta; Magnoliopsida; Rosales; Cannabaceae
Product: bax inhibitor 1-like
Exons: 6
Coding region: 115-861 (248 amino acids)
Cellular component (GO): membrane
Source: RefSeq, a predicted model, not a curated record